AUGAAUAACAGCAGUACGAUAAAUAAUGGUACCCAGGAUUUUCCAUCAGAGUGUCAUUAUCCACCGUCAACACCAGUGCUUGAAUGGAUAAAAAACGUUGUGUACUUGUUCAUUCUUCUUUUAGCCUUAUUUGGAAACGCAUCAAUCAUGUGGAUAGUAUACAAGCAAAGGCGCAUGCACACAGCAACAAACUACCUUAUAGUCAAUAUGGCGGUAAGCUGAACUUUAUUCUUUGAGCUAAAAGCGCUUAACAUUUUUUAAAGAAAAUUUAACUGUUGAGGAUAAUAUUUGUUGUAAAGCCCCGGUAAAUGAAGUCCAGCUGAAGAGUUGUUAGAUCUAUUGGGUUCGUUCAACUGAUGACCCUCCGAUUAUUCAUUGAUGUCAUUGAUUAAUCAUUAGCCACAUCAGGUGUACCUUGCCACGAUCCACUAACAUUUUGACGCAAAUCAAGGUAAAAUACAAGAUAUUUUUCAGGCGGGAUAAUGUGGUCUGUGACUUAAAAUCACUGAGACGUAACGUAAUUAUGCACUUCCCAUUUCCUGCUGCUGUGAUUGUCCUAGUUCCGUUUGACUGAUUUUUGGCGGGCAAAUCGUGUAUAUUAAAGAGGGCAAAGGCAAACUAGCUCUUUUUUAGACUGCAAACAAUGUUUUAGUUACCCCACUCCUUUUCAUUUUUUAGUUUCCUACUCCUCCACAAUUUUCUUAUUUCCCUUCCUCAAUUUUUUAUUCCCUCCUCCACAAUUUCACAAUUUUAAUAUUUUCCCUCCUCCUCCUCCUCAUUUUUAUUGUUUUCCCUCCUCCACCACCGCCACCAAAUGUCCAUUGUUUUCCCUCCACCACCACCACCGCCGCCGCCACCACCACAUUUCUGUUGUUUUACCUGCACCACCAAAUCAAGAACAAUUGUUGUUAAGUGAUUUGGUGGAGGGAAAACAAUAGAAAUGUGGUGGCGGUGUUGUUGGUAUUCAUAGGUUGGAGAUCUUUUCAUGGCCAUCUUCAGUAUGAUACCCACCACUAUCAGUAUGUUCCGUGGCAUCCACUCAUGGGUGAAUGAUGGUCUUUUUGGACAAAUUUCCUGCAAACUGCUUCUCCUCUCACAAGGAUCAUCGAUGGCCUGCUCAAUCAUCACUCUUACAGCCUUGGCUUUUGAGAGGUACUUUGCUGUCGUUUUUCCCAUGUUGAACGUCUUAACCACAAGAAAAACACGAUGGACGGUAACUCUUGCUUGGAUAGCCUCGUUUACAUACGCAUCACCAAUAAUUUAUGCUGGAAAGGUCCGACUUUAUAAAGGUGUUCCCUUUUGCAUUGAAGAUUGGGCUCCUGCGUUUCACCCUAAAAGAGCUCCAGCGAUUUACACCAUCGUUUCCUUUGUGUUAUUGUAUGCAUUACCACUUUUAGUGAUUUCGGUUUUGUACUCAAUCAUAAUCGCCAAAGUUUGGGCAAGGCACAUUCCAGGCAACGCAACUCCGGCAAACGUUCGACUCCUGAAUAAAUCCAAGAAAAACGUGUUAAAGAUGUUGAUGACAGUGGUUCUUGCCUUUGCUCUGUGUUGGUUUUUGAUGUACCUCAACUUGUUUUUGCAAGACUUCAGCGACAUUUUCGGUCCUUGUGGAAUUCCAGUGGGUAUGCAGACCACCGGGUUUUUGUUUGGUCAUGCAAACAGUGCCAUCAACUGCUGUAUAUAUGUUAUUUUCAGUCAGGAAUUCAGACGCGGAUUUAAAGAUCUUGCGACGCCUUUCUUUCGGAAAAGAUCGACUUUGCCUCUGGAAAAUACACGAAGAGCCACACUUGAUACGACUAGAAAUAGUCAGAAAAGCUCUCUCAAGCCACAGUCUUUCAAAGUUAUCGAAAAGACAAGAGUUUAG
Molecule: messenger RNA, 1864 nt
Organism: Porites evermanni
Lineage: Eukaryota; Metazoa; Cnidaria; Anthozoa; Scleractinia; Poritidae
Source: the annotation of a GenBank genome assembly